Drosophila yakuba is the source of this 1020-nucleotide messenger RNA. RefSeq lists its product as uncharacterized. NCBI's taxonomy places the organism in Eukaryota, Metazoa, Arthropoda, Insecta, Diptera, Drosophilidae. The record is from RefSeq and is a predicted model, not a curated record. The transcript has a single exon. Bases 1 to 600 code for a protein of 199 amino acids.
AUGAGAGCCUCUUUUCUGAUUAGUCGAAAGCAGCCCUGGAUGGGGCAGCUGCUGCUCAUGGCCAGGAACAAGGCCCUGACGCUCCUGCUAAAGCUAUAUAGGCGGACUCCCAUCUUCAGACCGCGACACCUGCCAGGAAGGAAUCGAACCCAGAGUGGUGGACUUAUCCGCGAUAGAACCAUCUUGCCCUCUGCCAAAAACACGAAUCUUUCCUGUCGUUUUUCCCAACUAACUAUGUUUGGCGGACUCGUGCAUCUGGAUGUGCUAAGAGAGGACGACUUCCUCAAUGAGGACAGCGAUGUGGAAUUGGAAGCGGACGGAGAAAUUCUUCUGGACAUGCACAGUCGGCGGAGACAGGGUAACUUCGAGUUGGCUCUAAUGGCGGGUGGACAACUGGACGUGGAUUCCGAGGAAGACGAGGAAUACGACGAGUGGGACUGCGAAGGAUGUGUGCGGUACGUGAAGUACGGGGAGUGCGAGGGGGGGAGUGAUCUCGUGCUUGAACGGAUCGGGCAGAAUCUGGAACAUCUUGCAGAUGCCUACAAGUCUUUCCACAAAGUAUUUCCACAAUGCGAAGCAACCUCCCCAUCCAAGCCGUGAAGCGUGGCAACGCCGCAAUGCCAACAAUAGGUACUCUCGUUUGGCGCCAAUACUAACGACAACAAUGUAAAACACUAGAGCACUCUGGGAGAGGGCACGUCAAGUGCAGAGAGAGAGUCCGAACUCGAGUCGGAAAGGGGGUAGGGGAGCCAGGGCGGUCGGAGAGUGUGCACAAAAAAAUUUGCCGGCAGCUUAGUUUUUUUACCGGUGCAAAAAGUCGAAUGCGAGCGAACGCUAAAAGCUUCCACUCUCCCUCCGAUUUAGAUUGAGAUUCCGAAUCAAAUUCACGUUGCCGUUCGCACUCAGAUUCCGAUUUCCAGUUCGACCUCCCCCCCCGGCACUACGGUACCUCAUUAGCGUCAUCACCAUCGCCAAGUCACACACGGCGUAUACAUAAUCCAAAUAAAAAGCAAACAUGAA